Molecule: messenger RNA, 10720 nt
Organism: Plodia interpunctella (Indianmeal moth)
Lineage: Eukaryota; Metazoa; Arthropoda; Insecta; Lepidoptera; Pyralidae
Gene: mim
Product: missing-in-metastasis
Exons: 25
Coding region: 424-3372 (982 amino acids)
Biological process (GO): cell projection assembly; plasma membrane organization
Cellular component (GO): cytoplasmic side of plasma membrane; actin cytoskeleton
Molecular function (GO): phospholipid binding; actin binding
Source: RefSeq, a predicted model, not a curated record
GAUUCCAGCCGAUGUGCUCGACUGUCGCUCGUAUACGAUUUGUGCUUGCUUGGGAUUUAAUUAUUCGUAUGUUUGUGAAUUAAAACAAGUGUUUUAUGAGUUUUGUUGAAUUAAUGUCAACACAAAUAAUUCCGUAUUAUCCUACUGCAGCUUCCGAGUAGGCAUUACGUGAAAUUUCAGUGAUAAAUGGCGUAUUUUUUGGAUUACAUGGAGGGUAUUCGUGUUUAUAAAUAUUGAUUUGUUGCACAUCGUGUUUUCUACCGUUUCUAUUGUGCCUUGAAACGUGAAGUGAAAUGUAGGUAACCUUAAAACGCAUCAAAUACAAGAUACGAAAAUGCAUCAGUCCGUAUUUCGCGGUACAGCGUCUGCGUAUGUGAUGGAUUUAGUUGUUUGAUUCGUGUUGUGUUUAGUGUUUAUUUGACAAUGGAGGGGACUACGGAGAAGGAUUGCUCCCCAUUAUGGAGCCUUUAUCAGCAGAUCGUCUCGGAUAUGAAGAAUAGCGCUCCGAUGUGGGAAGAGUUCAUAUCGAAGGCCACAAAACUACAUUCAGCUUUGAAGUCGGCGCUAGUCGCGAUAGCGGCUUUCCUGGAUGCCUUCCAAAAGAUCGCAGACGCCGCCACCAAUGCCAGAGGAGCAACCAAAGAGAUCGGCACAGCUCUGACCAGAGUGUGUCUUCGACAUCGAGCGAUCGAAACAAGAAUGAAGACCUUUAUCAGCGCCCUAAUGGACACGCUCAUCACACCGCUGUCUGAACGAGCGGACGAAUGGCGUCGAGGUGGCUGCGCUACAGGAGUCCUGGGUCGGGAGCACGCGAGGGAAUGCAAGCGUGCCCGGGCCGAGCUGAGGAGGCGAGUGCACGAGGCGCAGAGACACGCUAGGAAGGCGAGGAGGGCGCCGCCUGAUGCGAAGAAGAAGGCUGAUGUGAGCUUACAGGAUAUACAAGAGCGAAGGGAGCAGCUGGAGGAGAUGGAAGAGAAAGCAGUGAAAGCGGCAUUGAUCGAGGAACGCAGCCGCUUCUGCCAUUUCGUGUCUUUGCUCAACCCUGUGGUGGAGUCUGAAGUGGCAAUGCUAGCGGAGGUAGGCCACCUUCAGGAAGGGUCGGAACAGCUGAUUCGACACAUCGCGGAACCUAGGACCCUGCCGGCCGCUAGUUUACAGGUGAUCUGCGACAUAAAGUCCAGCUUGGCGGGCUGGGAGACCAGCUCCGCGCCGCAGUCUCCGACCGCGUCUCGUCUCGGCAGCAGGAAGUCUUCCUUCUCCUCCAUCUGCAGCGCUGGACUACAUGACGACUCUGCGGCGCCGGCGAGCUGCGCGUCGCCGCCGUCACCCGCCCCCGUCACGCAGUCAUCGUUUCGCUUCCCGAGCGUGAGCAGCGCGGAUUCGGGGUUCCGAUCUCAAGACGCUUUGCAGAGGCGUUCGCUCUACGUUGAAAAUGGUGGUGACAGCCAGAGCGUGAGCAGCGAACGUCUGCCACUCGACGACCGCAGCCCCGACACCAUCGCCAAUGCUGCCUCAGCGACGUGGCCGGACCUGAAGGACACGGCGCAGUUCGAGCGCGCCGCGUCCGCUAUCAUGGGCGGACGACACACUAUUUCUGCCGCCUACGAGCGUGGUCACCCUCGCCCGGCGCUAAGUGUCCACACGUUCGACUCAGAGUCUCGUGACAGUUCUACUAUUUAUGCCAGACCUCCACUACCUACAAGAUGUUCGUCGCUGGAGCGGCCGCCGGCGCCGGCGCGCGCGGCCGAGUUCAAGCCCAGCAAGCCUUGCUCACUGCCGCCACACCUCACUAAAGAGAUGCCGCAAGCUCUGUACGUGAACAUGUCUGAGCUGGCGACACUAGCGGCCUCUAGGGCGCAGCAACAACAACAGCAUUCCGAACACCCGCAACAGGAAAAGGUUUGUUCAGAAAGCAGCGCCAGUGAAUCGUCAUUGGAGUCCUCGAGUGGUUAUGGAAGCCAAGGUGCCUUCGCGGCUGAAGACCACGCGCUCCAACAUCAAGUCCAACAUCCCGAUGUCGAGUCCGAGAUAGUGACACUGAGGCGAGAUAGCGACGCCUCAGUGGCGGCCGCUCGGGAGAACUUCUCCAUCUCCCUCGGGAGCCUAGAGGAAGCCGUCAGGUCUUUGGAUGAGGCGUGCGAGACCCCUCCUUUCGCAACGGUGGGUAAAAAGCCCGCCGUGCCUAAGAGAAGGCCCGUUUCGAUGACCGCGACAGUAUGGUCACGGCGUGGCUCCUCCAGUUCGCUGGGCAAGCCCCCGCCCCCAGUCAGAAGGUCGUCCUCCAUAUCACGGCCGCAUAGACAGCUGUAUUCGCCUGUGAGUGAGGGUAACCCGCAGAGCCCACAAGCGGGUGCCACAGACGCGGACAAUUUACCGCCGCCGCCGGCGUUUUUAUUACAGCCUGAAAAUGACAGCUCAGGUCACCAAAGCACAGUAGCCGAAACAGUAAAACAACUAACGGAAUUGAAACACAUGCCAGCUUCACCCGGCCUCGUCCGCCGGAGUUUACAGCAGCUUCAAAACGCCAGCCCAUCCCCAACGGCGAACCAUGCACUGAGCACUUUUCAGCAGGCGAAGAUAAACUUCUCAUCAAACACGAGUCUCAAUAACACGGGAAAUCUGAAUCCAAUUUACGGACAGACGGGACAUAGGAUUAUGGCGUACGUGGAGAAUUCUAUGUACGUGAGGAAGAAUAGUCUGAACAGUUCCAAUUCGGAUUUAUUCAAGGAUGGUAAUUCAGCGGGCUCUCCCCACGGCUCAAGUCCGUCCACGCCGAGCUACGGAGAGAACAAUUCCUUCAGUAGCUUUGGGCCCAGGGCCUCCAAUGAGAGCCAUUACGGACAGACUGGAUUGAAGCUGCAACAAGAAAAGAAAUACGGACAGAGCAACACAAUCUACGCCCAGCCGUCUCAGAUCAUAGCCGGCUUCAACAACAUGAGGCACGACACCCUCAGCCCGCUCGCCUUGAGGAGGAACCUCGCUGCGCGGUCGCACAGCGCGGACAGACAUGCCGACCAGGGCGGUCUGAUCGCGAGUCUGAGCGCGAAACUAGCGCCACAGUUGUCACCCCGCACCACCAGGCGAGCGAUAUCCACUAUCACGGCGGCUGAUUCGCCGCCAAAGAAUAAAGGUUCCCUGCCGGCCGCAGUGCAGCCAGCGUUCUUGGACAAGUUAUCGGCCACGAUACAGCAACAAAGGCGACAGCUGGACUCGUCCAGCACUCGAGCCAAUAACGUUCGGGAUAUGAUCAACGCUACGUCGCAGCCGGAUCCCCGCGUGUGCCACACGUCCCUCAUGGAACAGAUAAAGCGCGGCGCGACGUUGCGUCGCAACAAACACUGCAACGACCGAUCUGCACCCAAAAUACGUUAAAAUACAAUAAUACAUGUUAUUCAUACGUUUCACUUGUUAGAUGUACUGUCAUUCCAUUCGUCUGGAUUGUAUUUUUUUUUUCAUUAAAAAAAUAAAACCUACUUUAGUGUAUGUUUCAAAUUAAGUCUGAUAUUCAGCUAAAUGCGACCUUUUCGUUUGGAUAAAGACGUGAUACUGUAUUCAGAGCGAGGCAAAUUUUCAACUGAAGUAGGUUUUAAGUUUUUUUAUGAAUUAAAAUGGAAGUGAAAAUCUUGUCCGGUAAUAUAAUAAUAGUAUAGAUGCUAUGUAAAAAAAAUAUUUCACGAGUGUCAUUUCAUCAGAUGAAAUGGCGUUUUUUCUACUAAAAAUCAGGUAGGGUCAUAUCGAUUGAACAUGCUUUUGAUUUUCUUUUUCUUCUUAAGAAAAACUUUACAAUAAAUAAGGGGUACAGUUUUUUCGCCCACUAGUUAGCGCUACUGUCGAGUGAGGUCCUGUUAACUGUGAUGCCAUCAGAAACACGCUGUAUAACCCCAAGUCUCGCAGCUCACUUUUACUACCGUAAAAAGUUGCUGAGAUCCAUGUUACCAAGUCGAUUAAUUUAUUUAUUAAAACUGAUAUGAUAAUAACUUGCGUAAUAACUUAAGACAGAAGGUCCCUUAAGUAGGGACUAAAUAAAUUAAUCGACUUGGUAACAUUGAGUGAGUGAGUGACAAAAUCAAGAAACUUUAACAACUUAAAAUUCUUAAACUACUGAUUCAAAUUGAAUGAAAUACCUGCUUAGUUACUGAAAAUGCAGGCUUCCUCUUUUAUCCACAACGAAGUUAUUGGGGUUCUAAAUUGACCUGAAUUGCUUCGAGAAAAGGAUGGUAAGAUAAUUAAAAGAUGUGCACACGUGCUCAACACAGACGAUCAAACUUACUAUGGACAUGAACCUCACUCGACACUGACGCCUCUAGCGGAGAAUUUCGCAUUACCCUUCAUUAGGUACAGUCAACAAACAGUACAUCAAGUUACCCUGCAUAAACCUCUAUGGCGCGGUAAUAGCGGCGAGUUUGCAAUGAAUUUGUGUAGGUUGACGUGGCUGUUGACUGUGCGUUGGAAAAGACAAAGUAUGUACUUUCGAUUCGCGUGAUAUCGAGUCCAAUUUGCAGUGUGUGAUUUUAAAAUGGAAGACAAUUUAAGAAAAUCGUGCUAAAAAUACAUUGAGAAUAUUUUUAUGAUGUUUUACCACCUGGACACAGUACUAAUAAAGACAUUUUUGUACAUUUACAGCAUGAACAUUGUCUUUUCAACUCUGUUUGCGAAUGGUGUUGUUGCCUAUCAGCUUCUGUUUAUAUCGCUUAAUCACCUUGUACGACAUCUACGAAAAGAUGUGAUGAAGACGUGUGAGUAGUUCUAUCUAUCGCGGGAAUCACAUGCCACAAAUGACAAUAAGUCAUUGUACACUUAGUUGGCAAAUAAAUGAAUAUUUUAAAGUCAGUCAUUUAUUCAGAAAUCAGUAGACCUUGACUUAUAUUCUAAGUUAAAUGAUAUUUACAAGUUGUUCGCCGUGAACUUAGACCUCGCGAACACAAUAAAUUUUAACAAAAUGACUAAACCGAUUUCGAUGUCCCACGAACUCAAAAAUUCUAUUGGCAUAUCCGACAUACCUUUUAAAUUUUUAAUAUUUUUGCCCCAAGUAGAAUGUUAGAACCUCGCUCGCUUCGCUCGUUCGGUUAAUUAAAGGUACAAACUAAUCGGAUAGUAACAGGGCAUCAUUGUGUUUCACCUAGAAUAUUAUCUAGUGCAUAAUCCACAGGCGAUCUGUAUAUACAUAUAAACAAAAAUACUAAUAUUUUUUAUUAGUAUUUCUAUUAGUAUAUGUGUAUAUAUAUGUAUAUACACAUAUACUAAUAGAAAUAUUAUAGUAUAUUGACCUGUAUAGGUCAUAUUGGAAGUCCCAGAGAAGAUUCAACUUUCAUACAUUGUCAAUAAGAAUGACGUUAUGUACUACCGUUAGUGACGCGUGCGAACAUCGUUUUCCUCAAAGCUCAUUUACCUUGAGAUGUUAGCUAGGAUGACAAAUGAAUAUUAAUGUGUAAAAACUAACAAAACGGUUUUAUUAAAAUAAGAUUUUAAAUUAUAUCUAAUGUUAAACGCUGGCUAUAUAUAUUAUCCGCCCAGAAUAUACUGCUAUAGAAUAGGAAAUAUCACUUUAGCUCGUGACGUCUAAAAAUUGAAGGAUAAUGCGUUUACUAAAUGACAUCAGAUAUCGAUUGAAAAAAAAAAUUAUGCAUGACCGCCCAGAGAAUACAGCUAUACACAAUUAUAGUGUAUUUAGUAUAUUUAUCAGUGAAAGUAAUAAUUUUAGAAAUUUUAAGUAUUUCCCAAGAUAUAACAAAAAACUAUUCACAUUUUUCGUGCGAUUUUUGGACUUACCAAAACGCUCCAUACUAAAUGUACCUUCUUUUGAUGUAAUCGGCAAGAAAAUUAACUUUCUCAUAAAGUUUUAUCGCUAAUAACUGAUAAAUAAUUCAAGCUGUAAAGUGUCAAAUUGCGUUUAAUUAUACAUAUUCUAACAUAUUUUUCUCAAUUCAAAUACCUUGACCGGUCCACUAUAGUAUCGACAAAAUCAACAUUAAAAUGGAAAAAAUAUAAUUCAUUUUAUGUACAAUCCUUGUCGAUAGCUAUACAAUUUCUGACGUUUCAAAAUGACAACAAUCUCGCGCUGACAAUUGAAUGAAUCACUACCGCGUAAAAUAGUGACGACAUAGGCGUCAUACCGCAGAUAUGUCAUAGUGUACAAAGCUUAUAAUGUCAUAAUGUGUGGGCGAUAAGAAGCGGAAAACAAUGUAGCAUAUCGCGUAAUAUGGGCUUUUUGAAUGCAAUUCUUUAAUCUCUAACAUGUAUGAUUGAAGGCGGUAAUAUAAAUGCCAGUAUUGUGCACACUUGUAUGCAGCUACUGGCUUGUGCCUGUUAUAAUUAUUGGCGUGCCAACUGGCACGCCUGAAGCUGGCAUGCAACAUAGAUUUAUUAUUUAGUUCUAUCUCUAAUAUUUACUGUUGAUUGUAAAUACAGCGGUAGCGAUAGCUAUUUAGGCUAUUGUUUAAAAUAAGAAACUUUCUUGGAAAUGAAAUCAGUUCAUUGUGUGUAAUAAAUCAAAAUAUUAGCAAAUUAAAAUGCUGGUUUGCAAUUAAUAAGAUUUUGCGCAUCGCAAUAUGUAGGUUUUUUUUAUUGAAAAAUGCAUUGAAAACACCUUAAAAACAUAAUCAAUACGCGAUCCUUCGCACGUUAUUUGUAUUUUUUGUUGAAUGGCUCUUAAGGAUUUAAUGGAAAGUAUGUCAUAAUGCUUAUCAGAGCAAAAUAAUUAUGAGCGUCAAUAUGAUCAGGAAAAAUAACCGUAAAAGUUGAUAUUAUAUUUCAGAACGAAUUGAGGAAAAAGGAAAGCGUUUCACUGCGUAUUACAAAAAUGUACCUAAUGUAAAUGUCUCUUCUUCUUCAUAGUCGUAUUCCUCAUGGCUGAGGGUCGUGGUCAUUACGUGGAAUGAAACACACACACAACAACUUUCUUGGCAUUAUUAAUGGAGUGGUUUGCCAUUGCCUUCUCCAUUUCACACACAAGUUAAUAAGAAUCAACCAGUAUGCAAGUUUCCUCACGAUGUUUUCCUUCACCGGAAGCAAGUGAUGGUCGAUGAAAAUUACUAUAUAUGAGUCAUAUUUGUAUACAAACUCAUGUGGUACGAGUAGGAUUCGAACCUGGGACCUUUCGAUCCACAGGCGGGCGGGCAGGCGGCCACCACCCCUUCUAUAAUGUAAUGUAAUGUAAAUUCUAUAAUGUAAUUAAUGUAAUGUAAAUAUCUCAAAUAAAUCUCAAAGUUCAUAUUGUACGAAUUGAGAUUGUAACUUGUAAAUCGAGCAAAAGACAAAAAUAUUUUAUUAGUAGCUUCGCGCUGAGUCUUUCUGUAGAAAACAUUUUACGUUUAAAUAAUAAAUAAAUAACUUCCAAAUUAUUAAAAAAUAUACACUACUUGUAUGUUCAAUUAGUUAGACGUUUGUAUAAUUUCGUUUGUAUAUUUUUUUAUAUUUGUGAAAAACUGCUUUAAAAACAGAUUUUAGACUACUUAUAUAGAAGAGUGCAUUUAAGAUGAUGCGCUCUCAGAUAAACCAAUAGGAAAACCGUUGCCGGGAAAUCCUCAUUCUUAAUACGUCAUUUGAAAUGAAUGAACUAAAUUGUUUAUAUAUUUAUUUGAAGUAUUUACGAUUGGUAGGUUCUUAUAUACUCAACAUCAGGUAUUAAACGCGCACAUACCUUUUUCCCAGAAGUUUCGGACCUUGUUACAAAGGUAGGUGGUAUGUUCUUGGCGAUAAAACUUGUUUAUUCUAUUAUUUAUUGGUUAUUCCAAUACUUUUCCAAGUCAUUUAAAACAUAAAUAAUUUAGUAGUCAAAAUUACGUACUGAGUCUCUAUAUUUACUACUUUACUAAGUUAAAGCAUACUUUAACCUAAAGUAUAUUUUGUCCUUAUCACACUUAAUAAUAUUUGACAUAGAGAUAAAAUAUGCUAUGGCUUAAAGUAUGGUUUAACUUUUUUACGAAUAACAUGGUUAGUAUAUAAUUUGUGACUGCUAGUAUAUAACUGUAAUAUGUGACAUUCCGCGAGAAAAGAUACUUUAUGGAGGAAAGCUUGCUCAUUUUUAGAUGCGCAUAAUUUGUCGGACUGCUUUUCAUAAGGUACCUUUUCUGGUGACAUGGAAUGUCAAUGCAUAAUAUCUAGUAUACGUGUCCAAGUGGUAAACUGUUUAAAAAGUGUUUAAAGUAAAAAUGUUCAAAGGAAUGUAAAGAUUUUCUCAGACUGGUGUUUGAUAUAAAUGUUUAUCUAUUGAAUUGACUGUUACACACCAUUUUUAUACUAUUUAACUUUCUAAGCUAUUGAAGUGUUUGUAAUUAAAAUUUUUCUCAAUGGUAAAGCAAAAAUAUACUGCUUGUACGCAAAUAUAUUUAGUUAUGAUAAUACUUACAAUUUGAUAAUACAACAGACUUUGUAUUUGUGGUGUAAAGUUCAAAUUUAUUUUGACUUGCUUUUGCUGGAUAGUGAAAGAGAUACAAAAUAAGUUGUAGGUAUUGUUGUUCUGUUUUGAAAAUGAACUUUCCAACUAACUUUAAAUCUUCAUAUAAUGAUCCAGCCUCAUUGUUGCACUCCAUGAAUUAUCAUAGAGUCCUAGAAACAUAUAUCUAGAUUAUACAUAUAUUUUACAAUUCUAUGACCUUGGCAACUACCCUAUCAUAUCACAUUUUUAAAUAUUCAAGUGUAUUUGCGUGUUGCAGUAUUAUAGCAAUUGCCAAAAAAUCUGUCAUAACGAUACAUUUAUAAUUAAAUUUUUGAUGAGAAACAAAUAAAUAGCUUUUUAUAUUCCACAGGGUUAUUUGAAAAUGAGCAAAUAUACUUAAAUAGUUUUGUAUUUCAAAUACAAAAAUUCAACUUAGAAUGAUAUACAUUAUUUAUUCUAUGAUUAGAUCUUUAACAUUAUAAAGAACAAUGUUUUGGCAGGUUGUUGAUGUUUACAAGUAACCCUGUAUUUGGUACUUAGUGCAAGCUUUGAAUCUUCUCAACGUAUUGUCAAAAAUACAUUUUUUUAAGUAUCUUGUCUAACUUAAGUCUAAAAAAUCAUAUGUCAUAAAAAUGAGUUCUACUUUUUUUGGAUGCAAUAUUUGUUUAGUUAGAUGAAUAAGUAAUCUAACUAAACAAAUAUUGCAUCCAAAAAAAGUAUUUUUUGAAAGAAAGCAUGUGGUUUAUAUGGAUUUUUAGUUAAUGGAUAUGAAGCGAUGAGAUUUUUGAAACAUACCUAUAUCAAUUUCACAUAUCUCUUCAAAAAUACUAUUGUGAUUCUAUCUUGUUGUAGCUGCCGUAUGUAUACCGCUCUCGUUUCGUCCCCAGAUAUACCUAACUGUUUAAUAUAACUAGAACAUUACACUGCAUCCUCAAAUGUUUAUAUAAUAUAUAUAUUUUAAAUAAAUAUAGCAUUUUUAUAGGCAUAUCGGUUUGUAACAGUGUUAGUAGAUUUAGAUGUAGUUAGGUAAAGGAGAGGCUACACUUAAUUUAAUUAUUUUUAAUACGCAAGCCGACUAAAUAUAAUAUAUAUUUAAAUGUUUAAAUAUGUAUGUAGAUACGCUCGUUCCUCUAAUAUUUUUAACUUAUGCGAGUUUAAUUUAGGACACAAUGAACAUAGCUAGGUUUCGGGAGUAAUUACUAUUUGCCGAAAUGUUGACUUAUGUUCUGUGUAUUAUGUGGUUUCAGUUAUUCUGUUUGUCCUAACGAGCUGUACUGAUAGAAUAAACUAAUGUAGUAUAAGUGUGUUUAUAAUAUAUAGCUGUGUAGGGUAGCUGUUCUUAACAUGUCCGUUUAAAAUUGUAUUGACUUACGUCCGUAUUAAAUGUGCUCUUGGCAAAACUGUCCCCGCUUAUUCGUGUUGUGGGAAUUAUAUUAGAGUGUUAACAAAAUAUGAUUUAAAUACUACAUCUAAAGUUUCUUAUUUCUAAUAACAUUAUUGUAUGAAUGAGAGAAAAAGUUUUGAGUGGAUAAAGUAACAACAAAAAGUUACUUGUCUGUGUAAUCUGCUAUUUUCGUUAGGUCUUAGUAUAUUUUUUAAUUAUAGUAUUUUUCUAUAAACGAAAUCAUAAAACAAUUGACUGAGGAAGGGAGAUUCUCUUUUAAGGAAAUAUUAAAAGAAGAAACAAUUACGAAAGUAUAAUAUUUGUAUGACUAAGAAACUAACACACUGUUACUCAUCCACUUGGCCAAUUAAAUAAUGUUUCAUUCGUAAUAAAAAUAUGUCCGUAGUUUUAGAUUUGGUGAUUAAUGUUGAAAAAUACUAUGCCAUUACGACAUAGAUGAAAAUGCCUUCUAUUGAGACUAUUGAGAUCCAAUAAUGGAGUUAAAAUUAAAGAGAAUCAUAACCAACAAUGAAAAAGGAUCCUAAUAACAACAUCGUCAAAGAGAAGUGAUUUUUAUGUUUAAAUAUGAUUACAUUUGUAUGAGUUUCAUAUUGCAUAUAUGUAUACACCAAUAAUAUUCCGAACCGCAAAUAUAAUAUCUGAAAUGAUGAGGAAGGACGUCAUUCUUGCUAUCAAAUUAUCAAAUAUGAUUGUUGUCUCUUUCUUGCUAUUACGUAAGAUGAAAGAGAUAUAAUAAUAUUCAAAGAAUCCGAUGGGUGGUGUCCUAACGCACGAAUGUUAAUAUCCAUUCGAAGUGAACAUUCUAUUUUUGAAUUAACAUUAUAAUUCCCACAACCCGGUCCAUCCUAGUGACUUCCAUUACUGUCUGUCAUUAAUCAAAUGUAUAAUUAAGGAGAUUGCGUAUAAUUGGUGAAAAUAAAUGAUUAUUAUGUCCCAAA